Molecule: messenger RNA, 1660 nt
Organism: Vitrella brassicaformis
Lineage: Eukaryota; Vitrellaceae
Source: the annotation of a GenBank genome assembly
GCUGGUUUUUCGGUCAUGUUUGUUGCAUACUCGUGUUCUCCCACAAAGACACACAUGGACGCCGUUUGUGCUCAUGUAAGUAUGUACGCGCUUGCAGGAUGGAUGACAUGGUGCAGUUUGACGAUCAGACAUCAAUCAACCCAUACAUAACACCCCGAGCAUUCGAUCAGUAGCACAUCGACAGAGUCAUUCACUCACCGAUCCACACCACACGACAUGACGGAAAAGGUGGAAGGUCAAGCCACGUGUUCCUGUGCCUGCAUGUCUGCGGCGCCCCCAGCAGGCACAUCAGCAGCAGCAGCAGCAGCAACGGUCUGCUCCGGCCCCUCGCCACCGGGCGGUGGAUAGACCUCCACAUCCCCCACCGGCACCGGAGGCGGGCCAAGUGCGUCAGCACCACCAGCAGCCAUACCGGCACGCCAGUUGGUCGUGGCGUAGGUCUCGAGCUGCCACACACACGCAGGGUGAGAGGGUGUGUGUGGGGGGGGGGAUGCGACAGUGCGUUCGCUUACCUUGGGGCCCGCCUGCUGAUACUUCUUGAGUUUGAACAUUUCUUUCUGGUGUGCGGCAGCCUGUAGCUCCUUGACCUUCCGCACCACCGACGCAUGGCCCUGGGCAGCCUGAGCGAGACACACGCAUAGAGGAGAGAGGGAGACAUGGGUGAGCCGGCCAGGUCUGAGCUUCCUCACUGCUGCCUGGCUGCCUCACUCUGGUGAUCUUGGGCUGCUUGGUGGAUGUGACGGCCUUCUCGUGCUCGUGGUCAUACCACUCAUACCGCUUCGCCAGCAUGUCCACGCCGGCCUGCAUUGCAUUCAUGCAGUCGACUCACACACAACGAUUGAACAUUUUUCCCCAUUGUGUGUGUGUGUGUGUGUGUUGUUGGCCCACCCGUCCGUAGUCGUCCAUGAUGACUCUCGCCAUGGGCGUCGAAGGACGCCCCCGCAUGCCAUAGACGAAACCUGACACACACGAGAGACGCAGAGGACAGGCAGCAGUGGGGGCGAAUACAGAGAGAUAGGGAGGAGGAAGACACUGCGUGGCGACUUGGGUUGUGGUCGGAUGGUAUGUUCUUGGAGGGGUUUGUCAGGAUGAUGUUUUUGAUGGUCACAUUGGUCGUCGCCUUGCGCAGGGCCGCCUGCUCCUGCACACACACCGCACAGCCACACACCGAUCAGCGCCGUCCGUCACGACUCACGAGCCGCAGACCAGACCAGGAAGGGCCGACCUUUGCAGUGACGAGCUUUUCGUGUAUGGCCAUCUUGUUGACCUUUUUGAAGUCCUGCACCCUCAACUCAGGCCUUGGCUUGGGCUGCAACAAGGCAAGCAGGAGUCAGAGGAGCCAGCCAAUGCCUUCCAUGCUAUGAAUGAGCCCCAAUGCAGGAAGCAGCGAAAUCUCCCUCUCUCCCUCUCUCUCUCCCUCUCCCCUGCACCCCUGACUGACCUUGUGGUGGACCCAUAUGGAUGUGACCUCCUUGGCCCCUUCCCUGUCGUACGCGAGCGCCUUGCCGUAUUUGAAGCUAUCGCCGGGAAGGUCAAAGUAUGUGGGCUUGCUGCGACCGACGUCGUCCUUGACCAGCAGGUGAUUCCUCGUCUUAUUCGCUGGAUGGUGGGCCACUACCACCGUGCUCGCCAUGGCUUUCGUUGUUCACCACCGGAAAAC